This is a messenger RNA of Acanthoscelides obtectus, 4492 nucleotides long. The record is from the annotation of a GenBank genome assembly. Lineage: Eukaryota; Metazoa; Arthropoda; Insecta; Coleoptera; Chrysomelidae.
UGUCAACGUCAAAAUAUUGACACUGUCAUUUUCCAACCUCUGAUUUGUCAAAUAAACACAAAUGUCUAAUUUUUGGGAUGAGGAUAAUGGAACAUUUUAGAUUUUAGGUGUAUUUAGGUUGUUUGUAAACUAACAAAUGUAAUAAACAAGUGUAAACGUAGACAUGUCCGCAUAUUCUACGAAUAUUGUUACCGAAAAUGGCGAGCAGUUUAUUCCUGCUUCACAACGUCCAGACGGUACGUGGAGAAAAGCAAGGAGAGUCAAAGACGGGUACGUUCCACAAGAGGAAGUACCGCUGUACGAAAGCAAGGGCAAACAGUUCAUGAGCAAAAAGCAGGAACCCGUCAAGUUAUCAACGGGACAAGUUGCACAUAGGCCUAUUCCAGGGCUGUUCAUCAUCGAAAACGACAAUGAGAAGAAAAAUCAAUCAAAGAAGAAGCAGAAAAAAAAAGUGGAAGAUGUGACUAAUCAACUAGAAAAUGUGAAGCUAAGCAGCAAACCAGCUCAAAAAAAUGAGCCAAAGAUGCCUGUGAAACCUGUCCAAACCUCAGCAGAUACCUCAAAGUCUGCAGACACUGCUACUGAUCCACAAAAGAAGCUCAAAAAUCUAAAAAAACGUCUUAGAGAGGUAGAGUCUCUUGAAGAGAAGUUGAAAAAUGGUACCAUAAUGAAACCAGAACCGGAACAAUUGGCUAAGGUCAAGAGAAAGAAUGAUUUGCUGUUGCAAAUUCAUGAAUUGGAGAAGCAGGUUCAGUAAAUGAUGGAGCAGUUUGUAAAUAUAGGUUUGAUCCUUUUUCUUGGCAUUGUGGAUGGCAAUGUAAGGUUUUAUUGAAUGGAUAAUUUGUUGAAAGCAUUUAUGUGAAGAGGUUGUAUUUUCAAAAGGUGCUAUAGAGAAAGAAGUACUAUUGCAUUUUUGUUUGACCUAGUGGAAACCUUAUGAUGAAGUGUGAUAUUUGUUGAUCAUUUAGCCAAGGGGUUAAGUAAAAAAUAGGAUACUGAUUGAUCAGUAAAUACUGAUGAUGCAGAACACAGUAAAUACUGAUAUUGUGAUACUACACUGUACCACUAAACACAAAACAAAAUAACUAACUUUCUCAUGAAAUUUGCUGCUGUAUGCUAUAGCAGAUAAAUUCUUUAUGAUACACAAUAGGGAAUAUGCAUGUGAUUCAAAUACAGUAGCGACUCGAUAAUCCGGAUCAAUUAAAACCAGGUGCAAUAUGGACUAAGGAAAAAUCCAGAUUAGUGGCAAUCAUGAGGAAAAUAAGUUCUUGAUAUUACAAACAUGUUUAUUUCAGAAAAACUGAAACAUAAAUUAUCUACAUAGCUAAAAUAAGCAAAUAACGUCUUUUAAGUCAAGGAUUGAGGUAAGUGAAAUAUUGUUGUCUUCUGCUCAUUUAAUCCCUGCUGUAAAAUGCGCGAUUGCCUCUUCAUGUUUAACUUUUGGAACAGUAAAUUGGUUUCCAUUUUGUGUUUCUACGUCACUCAGUGAAUUUUCAGAAUAGUCAUCUUGAAAUAUGUCUUGAAGAGUAUGUUCUUCAGUUUCUUCCACCCACUCCAAAAUUUCCCCUUCUGUAAAUUUUUGAAAUGAUGUAUUUUCUAUCAGUGUUGUCCUCAAUAGUCUCCAUUUGCUGCUUUAUUUGUAUGCGCAAUAAGCUUAAUGGGUAUUAAAUCUUCCAGGUCAUAAUCUAAGUUUUCAGCUAACAACUUUUUCCAACACUGUUCUAAAGCAAUUGACACUAUUGUCCAUGCGUUAUGUAAUAUGCAAACUGUGUCUUUUAGAUUGAAGUUUCUUAAAGAUUUACUAAGCUCAUUGUUUUCUUGCUCCAUAGUACGGACAAUGUGAGCCAAUAAACUUUUUCUAUAAAAUAAGUUGGUUAAUCUUAUCGCAUUUUGGUCUAAUGGCUGAAUCAACGCGGUGCAGUUGGGCGGUAAAAACAUUCGUGAUUAUUUUACCAUCUUCAGAAUCCAAUCCCUUUAAACUGCAGUGGCUAGGUGUGUUAUCAAUGAGAAGUAAAGCUUUUUCGUGGAAUGUCUUCUUUUUUCAAGAAUUCCAAAACUUGCUUGCAAAAUGAUUUAUGAAACCAUUCUCUAAAUAAAUAAGAAGUCAUCCAAGCAUUUUUACUAGACGUAUACUCCACCGGUAAACUCGUGCCUCUGUUUUUAAAAGAGCUUGGAUUUCUAGAAUUGCCGAUUAAUAAAAGUUUCAAUUUGUGCGAACCAUUUCCAAUUGUACACGCCAUAAAAGUUAUUCUCUCCUUACUUGUUUUUCGACCUGGAGCUGUUUCCUUUAAGUAGAUUAAUGUUGGUUACGGUAUCAAUUUCCAAAACAAACCGGACUGAGCAGCGUUAUAGCUUUGGCUUAAAGAUAGCCCAUUUUCUUUUAUGAUCCGAGUUACCUUUUGUAUAAAAGGUUUAACAGCAGAGUUAUCGUUAGAGAGUUUUUCGCCGCAUAUUUGAAGAUGCCUGAGUCCAUGACGUGUGUUGAAUUUCAAAAGCCAACCCCUGCUUGCUUCAAAUGUAUCUUUAUUGUAACAUUUAAAAAAAAUAAUAUUUUGCUUUUUCUGCUAGAAUAUCGUAGCUUACUGGUAUGUGCCGAUCAUGCUGUUGCAGAAACCACCCGUAAAGUUUCUUUUCCAUUUCAAGAUGUUCAGCAGACCGUAAAGUUUUUGUGCAACCUGGAUCGGAAAUGCAUUUCUUCAUAAAACUAAAAUAUUAAAUGCAUUAAAUAUAUAAACAUUUUUUUCAAAAUUGUAUAACUAUUAUGCAUCUAUCUUGCCUAUGUUUUUCUUAAUAUCUGAUAUGGUGGAUGUUCCCACUCCAUAUUCAGCCUUCUUUUCGAUCGACAAAGUUAUGUUUUCGUGUAGGGACCAUGGAGUUUGUUGUUGAAUGACUGAGCCGUGGAAAGGUUCUACUUUACUUACGUCCCGGUCGCGUCGUUUAUGGUGUGAUAUUUAACAAGAUUGAACUUUUUAAGAACUUAAUAUCUGAUCCGGACUAGCAAAACAUGACAAUCGGGAUUACAGAGGCCGAAUUAUUGGAACAUCCGGAUUAUAGAAUUCGGAUUAUCGAGUCGCUACUAUAUUGGGUAUUUAUUUUUUUUACAGUCUGUAUUGUUACAGAAAGCAACCUUCCACCUUAUUUCAUACUUAUGUGCUAUAAAAUUACGAGUAUUAAAUAAUAAAAAAAUUUAAAUAUCGGAUCGCAACGCAAUUGGCGUGAUGUCACGAUAUCAGCAAUUGAGCAGCCAAUCAUUUGUCCCUGUCAUUGAUUGUCAACUUAUCAAUUUGUUCAGAUCAAAGAAUACAGCGCCGAUAAAAUGUGGGGAGGAAAAAUAGAACCUUUUAAAACUUGACAGCACAUUAAGCAGACGUAGAAUAAAAUGACAAACCAUGAGUUGUGACGUCACUGCGGAGCGCGCGAAAAAAUGCGGGGCUUAAAUCAUUAGCAUUGCACUUUUAAAUAUUUAAAAAACACACUGCAGCCGUGGGAAGUAAUACAGAUAUUUCCAUGGAUGAGAUAUGUAUUUACGGUACUACCGUAAAAAAUCUGCAGAAAAUAUCAAAAAAACUCAUAUUCCUUAUAUGUGUUUAUUUAGAUAAAACAUGAAUCGACUUUCAAUUUUGAUAAAUGUGUAAUUCAAACUAAAUGUUUUAUCGGCAAACCAGAUUGAUAUUAUGUAGCAGUCUAGUUGCAAAGUAUUAAAUGUAAUUUUGUUCAUUUAGUUUAUUAUGAAACAACCUGACUUCCAAAUACGUAAUAGAGGUAAUAUCAUGAAAUUUCAUUUUUUCAUAUAGCUUUAUACAUUAUAAAAUUAUUAUAUUAUGAAAAUCUUACAUUGUUAAAACACAAUCAUUAUAGUGAUAUUUUUCAUUUGUUGACGUGUACUUUUUAAAGUUUAUAGAUAUAGAAAAUGCUAUUCAGAUUGUCAAUUCAUAAUAUGAUUAUAUGAUUUUUAUGCAACAUUGGAACUUCAGCUCAUCUUAACAUUAUCGUGUAAUUUGUAGAACAAUGCAGAAUAGGCAAUAGGUAAAAUUUUAUCAGAAUAAAUUGAUAAACAAUCGUUUUUCGUAUUUAUUCAUACAUAUAAUCUCAAAAAUAGUACAGCUAAAUGGUAAAACAUAAACAAAAAUCGUUUUUGUUUACAUACAGGUACAACACUAUAAAGUAAAAUGUGUUUAUAAAAAUACUUAACCAAACAUAUUUGUGAAUUUAAGGAUCAUAGUUUUUCCAGUAUAUAAUGAAGUGCUUCAAGCUGCCUCACUAAAUUAUAUUACCCUCAAAAAUAUAUAUGUUAUUGAAAUGUCUACCUAACUAUAUGCAAUAGUAGCCUUCUAUGUAAAUAUAAAAUCUUUAGAACAAGUAUUCUCAUUUUUUCUGAAAUAAAGUAGAGGGCAGUAUAUACAACCUUUGAACAUUUAUCUCAAAUUUUAAAAGACGGAUUUUGAUCACGUGUAAACCUUGUAUAUAAUAAAUUUUCAAAAAUGAGUCUAGU